AUGUCUUCGUACGCAUCCCACCAACCACAAGCUCUCACUCCUCAAGGAGGCGAGGACUCGUCGACCAGCUCGGGGGGAGGGGUCGCUCCUAUUGAUCCCCAGUUUGGGAAGAAGAAGCCCUAA
Messenger RNA from Podospora anserina S mat+, 123 nucleotides. RefSeq lists its product as uncharacterized. NCBI's taxonomy places the organism in Eukaryota, Fungi, Ascomycota, Sordariomycetes, Sordariales, Podosporaceae. The record is from RefSeq and is a predicted model, not a curated record. Bases 1 to 123 code for a protein of 40 amino acids. The transcript has 2 exons.